AUGGCUGAUAGAGACACACUGACGCUGCGCCGCCGCCCGGCCGUUGUCUUGCGGGGCUCUGGACCCGGGCCCUCGUCGCCCGCAGCGGCAGGGACCUCGACAAGAGCAGGGGCGGGGACAGGCAGCGGCAGCGGCAGCGGCAGGGAGAGUGGGACCCCGCUGGUAUGUGGGGCGCCGAGGAGGGGGAUAAGGGACGAGCAGAGGACGUGGCGGGUGCAUAUACUGCCUGAAGAAGAGCAUACCCUCCCAUCGAUUAGGCAGAUGUCGACGGGGUGUGGGGCGGUGGUGCAUAGCGGGGCGACGGUGGUUCCUCGUGCGCCGAGGGUGGGGCCGAGUAGGCGCGGGGUGGGUAGAGCGAGUGGUCGCAGGGUAGGCGAUAAUGCGGAUGAGACCGAGACGGAAAGGGACCGAGACGGGCAAAAGGAAAGCCAGGAGGAGGAGACGAUAUGGGCGGCGCAAAGUGGGGUGCUGGGCCCCGCAGUGGUCACGCUGGACGACGCGUAUCAUACACUUGCGAUGGGUGCGAUGAUGGUGCGGGGCACAGUCAGCGGGGGCGUGAGGUGUGGGUGUGUUUCGCGGGGGCUUGGGUGCGCCAUCUGUGGGAACGCACUUGGCGUUGAGAGGAUAUUCUGCGCUACCCACAGCGGUCCACGGACGUCUUGCGUCUUUCUCGGCAGCAGGGUCUCUCCAGCACCUCUUUCCAUGUCCAUAUUCACAUCCACUUCCCUCCCCGAUCUUCACACAAACACCGCUUCUCUACCAUCCACUGUCCCCGCCUCGCCCACCGUCCUCGCUCCUGCUCCAGCAGUCCCCGGACCGUCUCCACCCCCGCCAGUAGACUACUCCGACAUGCCCGACCUCGAUGAUGUGAGCAACAGCUCUGACGACGACGCGGCGGGCCCCGGCUCUGACGCGGCAGACACAGAUGUUGAGGAGCGGGACGAAGAGCGCAUGAUCCUCGCGCGCGCAGAGGCGAAUUUGAGGCGGGCAUUAGAUGCCCCGGCCCCCACGGCCAUACCGGAGAUUCCUGGCGCGAGGGCAGCGUUGAUGGGGGUGAUGGGGAGGCUGCAAGGGGAGAUCGAGGGGCUUGCACAACAGGCAAGGCAGGACCCAACGGAGGGGGAGACUGCAGAAGAAGGGCCAGGAGCUGAGCAGCAGCAGCAGCAAGAGCAACAAAACGAGGACCGAAUACGGGCCGAAGUGCAAGAAGAGGAGACGCAGCCACUCCUCGUAAACGCGCAGUUUCCAAACCAGGAAACGGACGACGUCCUUGAGCGCAUGAUGGAGCUAAUGGAGCGCUCACGGCUUGACCCAGCGUCGGACGCCGCGCCUGCCCCGGUUCAGGCUCCACGCAGACAGCCGACGUUGAGGACAGAGGAGAGCGUCAUGGAGUACUUCGGGGCGCGGCGAACUGAGCAAGGCGAGCCAGCAGCUAGCAGGACAUCUAGCUUCUUCAGGAACAUUUUGAAUACCCCGACCCCACCGUCGCCCAGCGAAAGCGCGGGCACCGCCGGGAUCGUGUACCCCACGUCACCGCUCGGGGCGGACCGGACGGCGUUCGUGCCCGGGGAGCCCGAGGCGCCGUCGCCGGCGAUGUUCAGGGACCUGCACAUGCAGAUCGACGCGACGAUAAUGCGUCUGGAGGCGGCCCGGGAGCGAAGCGCGGCCGUCCGGGCGAACCUGGUGGCGGAAUGGGCAGAGGUGGACCGGGGGGCGGAAGAACGCUUGAGGGAGCUGUUGGUCAGGGCCCAGGUGGUUAAUCUGGCGGGUACCGGCAACAACAGCACCGGUGCGUUGGACCCACAACCGCUGGCGGCGCUGGGGGGAAGCCAAGCUGUGACGACCCCCACAGCUCCCCCCGUGGCUGCCCGCACCAACCCCGGCGCCUCCGGCCCGAUGCCGCGCCUCGACACGGUGGACGCGAUGACGCGUGUCCUCAGGGCGGGGAGCCAAAUUGGAGACCCGCGCGCAACGGCAGCGGCAGCGCAAGGGCUGGUGAAUUUGGAGGUGAUCCAGGGCCGGGUGGACGAGAUGAUGGAGCGUGCGGGGGUGCUGUUGGGCCAGCGGCCGGGGGCGGAGACUGGUGCGGGUGCGGAUGCGGAUGCGGAUGCGGAUGCGGAUGCGGAUGCGGAUGCGGAUGCGGAUGCGGAUGCGGAUGCGGAUGCGGAUGCGGAUGCGGAUGUGCAUUUAAACACGGAGGAGGCAGAUGCAGCGCGAACCGAGAGGCGGAUCGUGUUCGAGCGGUGA
Molecule: messenger RNA, 2247 nt
Organism: Mycena indigotica
Lineage: Eukaryota; Fungi; Basidiomycota; Agaricomycetes; Agaricales; Mycenaceae
Exons: 2
Coding region: 1-2247 (748 amino acids)
Source: RefSeq, a predicted model, not a curated record